CAGGAAGAACAAAGAAGAGAAACUGACCAUUGAGAGAAAGAGAGAGAAAGUUAGAAAUGGGGAAGAAAGCAGUUUUGGUUGGAUGCAAUUACCCGGGAACGAAGGCUGAGCUGAAAGGUUGUAUUAACGAUGUCAAACGCAUGCACAGAUCUCUCGUCAAUCGCUUUGGCUUCUCUGAAGAUGAUAUUACUGUUCUUAUCGACACUGACGAUUCCUAUUCCCAGCCCACUGGCCGCAACAUUCGUCAAUCCCUCGCCGAUCUCAUCCGAUCGGCACAACCUGGCGAUUUCCUCUUUUUUCACUACAGCGGUCAUGGAACUCGCCUUCCUGCCGAGACUGGAGAAGAUGACGAUACCGGCUAUGAUGAAUGCAUCGUUCCCUGCGACAUGAAUCUCAUCACCGAUGAUGACUUCAGAGAGUUUGUAGACAAAGUGCCAGAAGGUUGUUACAUUACAAUCAUAUCAGAUUCAUGUCACAGUGGUGGUCUUAUAGAUGAAGCCAAGGAGCAAAUUGGUGAGAGUACCAGCAAGAAAGAUGAUCAGACCGAACGUGAAGUUGAAGAGUCAUCAAGCGGUUUUGGUUUCCGUAGCUUCUUGCAUCAAAAGGUUGAAGAUGCGAUUGAGUCACGUGGAUUUCACGUCCCUUCUGCACUUAGCCACGACCGUGGGCAUAACCGCGGGGGAGAAGAGAUUAACAACAAAGGAAUCGAAUCGGGAUAUGAAGAAGACUGGGAAUACGUUAACAGCAAAUCAUUGCCUCUUUCGACUUUGAUCGAGAUGCUGAAGCAGAAGACAGGAAAAGAUGAUAUAGAUGUUGGGAAAUUGAGGCCGACGCUUUUCGACGUAUUUGGAGAAGACGCUAGUCCUAAGGUGAAGAAGUUCAUGAAAGUGAUAAUGGAGAAACUUCAAGGUGGAGGUGAAGGAGGUGAAAGUGGUGGGUUUAUGGGUCUUGUUGGUGGUUUGGCUCAGGAAUUCCUGAAACAGAAACUUGACGAUAACGAUGAGAGUUAUGCGAAGCCGGCUAUGGACACUCAUGUUGGGAGUAAACAAGAGGUUUAUGCAGGUGCAACGAAAAGGUCGUUUCCUGAUAAUGGCAUAUUGAUUAGUGGCUGCCAGACUGAUCAAACUUCUGCAGAUGCUAGCCCGUCUGGAAAUGCUAGUGAAGCUUAUGGGGCUUUAAGUAAUGCGAUUCAGACCAUUUUAGCCGAGACAGAUGGCCCGGUUUCUAACCGAGAACUUGUCUUGAAGGCAAGGACUAUAUUGAAGAAACAAGGUUUCACUCAGCGUCCUGGUCUGUAUUGUUGCGAUGAUCACGCUGAAGCUCCUUUCGUUUGCUGAUUGAUAAUCAUAUAUUUUUCUGCCCCAAUAAUAAGGUGUGAUGUUCUUUCUUUUUGUCUUGUAAUUUGAACUUUUGGUUUUGUUUCUUCUGUUUUCAUUUCAAAUAAUAUUAUCCUUUAUAAUAGGAAUGGCAUUCUCUUUGUGUGA
This is a messenger RNA of Impatiens glandulifera, 1484 nucleotides long. Its product is annotated as metacaspase-4-like. Lineage: Eukaryota; Viridiplantae; Streptophyta; Magnoliopsida; Ericales; Balsaminaceae. The transcript is spliced from 2 exons. Gene Ontology annotation, biological process: proteolysis. Gene Ontology annotation, molecular function: cysteine-type endopeptidase activity. The record is from RefSeq and is a predicted model, not a curated record. The coding region runs from base 57 to 1337 and encodes 426 amino acids.